Molecule: messenger RNA, 177 nt
Organism: Puccinia triticina
Lineage: Eukaryota; Fungi; Basidiomycota; Pucciniomycetes; Pucciniales; Pucciniaceae
Exons: 1
Coding region: 1-177 (58 amino acids)
Source: RefSeq, a predicted model, not a curated record
AUGGCCCGGAAGCCGUUGCCCUCAAAGCUCAAGCUGGACGACAUGCCACUUGAGCUCCCGCUUGUGUGCUUGCUUGUCUCCAACGUCUUCCAUUACAUCCCUGACCGCUUAUGGCCACUUGUUGCUGGUGGCUUGCGUGAUCUCAAUGGUGCCCAGCCAGGGUCUGGAGGUGCUUAA